Messenger RNA from Salvia hispanica, 883 nucleotides. RefSeq lists its product as uncharacterized. Lineage: Eukaryota; Viridiplantae; Streptophyta; Magnoliopsida; Lamiales; Lamiaceae. The record is from RefSeq and is a predicted model, not a curated record.
UAUCCAUCAAAUCUCCUUACCACAAUUCAUUUUUCUCACUUUACCCAUUCAACACAAAAAGAAAAAAAAAAAUCAAGAAAAUAAGCCAAAAAAAAGAAAAUGGGGAAUAGUUUGGGAGGAAGUAAGAGUGCAAAAGUAAUGAAGAUGAAUGGUGAGAGUUUCAAGUUAAAGACUCCUAUUCGGGUCGGGUCGGUGGUGGAGGGCUACCCGGGCCACGUCUUGCUGGAAUCGGAGGCGGUGAAGCAUUACGGCGUGAGAGCCAAGCCGUUGGAGCCGCAGCAGCAGCUGAAGCCGAAGCGCCUCUAUUUCCUGGUUGAGCUGCCGAAAUUCCCCGAGGAAAAGGGCGCGGGCGCGGGCGCGAGGAGGGUAAGAUCGGGAAUUCACAUGGGCGCGAAAGACCGGCUGGAGAGCCUGAUGCUGGCGCGCCGGUCGGCUUCGGAUUUGUCCAUCAUGAAGCCGCCGAGCAUAGACAAAAGUGGAGUGAGGGUGAGGAUGAGACUGCCGAGGGCGGAGGUGGAGAGACUAAUGGCGGAGAGCAGAGAUGGCGGUGAGGUGGCAGAGAAGAUUGUCGGCUUAUGCAUGGCCGAAGAGAAGAAUGUGCAUUUGAAUGGAGAUCGCAUUAAAUCUCGCGAGAAGCGUGUUGGAUUCUUACCCAUUGAUGAAGGAGAGAUCCACCAGAUUGUUACGGCGUCAUAACAUUUUAUUUUGCCAAAUAUGUAUAAAUCGUUAGUCUAUUUAUUUAUGAUUUAUAUCUCCGAAUUCCCAGUACUACCAGUUUUCAGCAACAAAAUACAAGAAAUAUGAUCCUAUUUGUAAAGGUUUUAGAUGCUGAAAAUAAUGUUUAGUACAAGUGAAUUAUAUGAGAGAUUAGAUUUUCAGAUUA